Molecule: messenger RNA, 839 nt
Organism: Panthera uncia (snow leopard)
Lineage: Eukaryota; Metazoa; Chordata; Mammalia; Carnivora; Felidae
Product: translation initiation factor IF-2-like
Exons: 3
Coding region: 1-834 (277 amino acids)
Source: RefSeq, a predicted model, not a curated record
AUGAGGCAGCAAGAAGGGUCAAGAGACAUUCCGGGAGGACGACGACCAAAGGGGAGGGGCCCCGUCAGCCCGCGGGGCCCGGGGCGCUCACGCCACCAGCCCGCCUUGGGGGUCCGCGCGAGGGCGAAUCCUUCUCCGCCGGCCGCCGCCCCACCUGUGCCUUCCAGAUCUCGGGCGCCCGGGCGCCCCCCGAAGAGCUCCCCGCCCGGCUGCCGCAGGCCGGAGGCCUGCUCCCUCAGACGCGGCGCGGCGGCGAAGUGCCCGGCCGGGACCGGUCCCGAGGUUCUUCGCGCUUCGCACGAGCGCGCGCGCGACCGCACGACGGAACUCACAAAGCAUUCCAAGUCGCGCGCUCCAGAGCGCGCCACGUCACGCGGCCGCGCCGCCCCGCCCGUCAGCUCUCGCUCCCGCAUCGGGGCACUGCGGGUGGCGUGUCAGUCACCUUCGAACCCCGGAGUCAAGGCGAAACUCUGUGGGGAGAAAAGGGGCGAGGGCGGAAGGCCGCAGAGAACUACGCGAACCAGCCCCUCGGCGCGGACCCUCGACCCGGGUCUCCGCGGCCACGUCGACAACCCCCCGCGCUUGCGCAAUAUCUUCUGCCUCCCCCGCCCCCCCUCCGCGGACCCAAGGCUGCAGGAGAGGCUAGGAGAGAGUGGUGGGCAGGGACGGAAGUCCUGGCUAGAGGGAGCCCUGCGCGCGGUGCACGUGCGAGAACAAAGGCCGAUUCUCUCCGCUCUUCUGGAACCUAGGCUUUGUGACUCCUGCAUUCUGAGACAGUUACCUCCCAAAGUCCACGUACGCUACGUGGUAAAAGUCUCGGGGUGUGUAAUCUAGCAGUA